This is a messenger RNA of Dicrocoelium dendriticum, 1329 nucleotides long. The record is from the annotation of a GenBank genome assembly. NCBI's taxonomy places the organism in Eukaryota, Metazoa, Platyhelminthes, Trematoda, Plagiorchiida, Dicrocoeliidae.
GUUUUUAUGACCUUGAACCAAAAUGAUCUUUAUAGUUUAGAGACAAAGAAUCUAUUCUAAUGGUUGCUUUGCUUUCAACCCACUUUUACAACUUCAUUGUUUAGUACCAUGACUUGUGAUUAGGGUGACAGCUGCGAUCAGCGAGGCAGUUUUUCGCUCAGCAGAUCAGAUGGCAUACAUGCCCCACGAUUACAAUGUUUUGAGUAUCAGUAAUGUCUCAUGAUGUGAACCAAAUUAAUGGAAGUAGAAGCCAGCAGUCUUGCUAUUUGUGCAGCCGAAUGUCGCAGUCCACCGGCGGAGUCCGCGAAUUCCCAAUUUAUCUCUGAACACCCACCACAGGCUACACCUGAGUUACCUGUGGCCCAUGCACAGUCGACUCCUGAUGACUCGAAACCAGAGGACGUCGUUUGUCAUGACAACUCUGCUUUCCAGCCAUCUUCAGAGGGAAACGCGAACGCCCCUCCUGAGUUACCCUCUGCGUCUGCUGAGCCUAACGCAGCAGAGACCCCAGACACAUCAAACAAACAUGCCGGAAAGUACAGGUUAAUACGUACCAUUGGAAAAGGGAAUUUCGCGAAGGUGAAACUUGCCAUUCACAUGGCUACCGGGGUCGAGGUUGCCAUCAAAAUUAUAAAUAAAACGAAAAUGGACAGUACACUUUUGAAACGCCUAAAAAGGGAGAUAGCUAUAAUGAAACUCACCAACCACCCAAAUAUUGUUCGUCUGCUAGAAAUAAUAGAGAACGAAGACGUCUUGUGCCUAGUCAUGGAAUACGCCAGUGGAGGAGAAAUAUUUGAUUAUUUGGUUUCGAAUGGAAGAAUGCGCGAAAAGGAGGCACGUGCAAAGUUCAGACAACUUUUAUCGGCAAUUCAAUAUUGCCAUUCAAAACGUAUCGUUCAUCGUGAUCUCAAAGCCGAAAAUAUACUUCUUGACAGCAAUUUGAAUGUCAAAGUGGCGGAUUUCGGGCUUGCCAACAUGUUUGAAUAUGAUCAGCGUCUAACCACGUUUUGCGGCAGUCCCCCGUAUGCAGCACCUGAACUUUUUUUAGGCAUUCCGUACUACGGUCCCGGUGUGGACAUUUGGUCGCUAGGCGUCAUCUUGUUUACUCUGGUUUUGGGUCACCUACCUUUUGACGCUCGGGAUCUUCGAGAACUGCGCAUGAAGAUCAUUGGCUUGAAUUAUACGAUACCGCGAGGGGCUGUUUCCCUCGAAUGUGAAGCAUUGUUGAGGAAGAUGCUGGUCUUGGACCCGAAAGAUCGUUCAUCUCUGAAGGUCAGCAUGAGUGAUAUUCUUCUUUUCUGCCCUGUUGUUUUUGUUACGACGAAAUAG